CUUCCUGUUUCUUGUAUCCCUCUUUCUUUCUUUCCCUGUUUCUUCUUCUUUCUCUCUCUCUCUCCAGAUUCUAUCCUAUCACACCCUCUUCUUCCCAAUAUAUUUUCAAUUUCAAGAACCUAAAAGAAAACGGCGCAACGUUCUUAACUUCAACACCCAUUAAUAAUAAUCUGCAUUUGGAAUCCUCGUUCUGUUUUCUAUCCUUAGCCAUUGGAUUUGAUACCCAACGGAUGUUCCCUGCAUUUCCAUUUUUGCCCUCUUCGCUCCUCUCGUGUCACUGUUGCUACGCCCACACUUCAGUCCUACAGUAAAUGCGAUUCACAACUUUCCAUUAGGGUUUUAAUCAUCUCAACUACUAUACUGUUGUUUGAAAAAUUAAAAUAAAUAAACCCUCAACAUUUCCUAUUCAUUUGCUUUUCUUCUUGUAUUUUUUGAUUACCUUCCUUUUCCUAUCUUGGGAUUCACUUAAUAUUAGCUGUGCACUAUGAUAUUGUUUUAGGUUCUGUGUUUUAGUGUUGUUUUUGAAACAUGCCAAGAAUUGGUUAAGUGGUACUCUGCUGCUUACUUCUACUUCGGAGGGAAAAAGAAAUCCUAGGUUUGUGUUGUAUUGUUUAUGUUUUUUUCUCCACCAGCAAAGUUUCCCUCUCAUUUGUUGCCUCCAUUAGUGGUGUGGCAGUGUGUUGGGUUGGGUUGUUAGGUUUUGUAGGAAGAGUUUUCAAAGGGAAAGCUUAGGGUUGUAUGGGAGAGCAUGAGGGGUUGGCACAGCCACCAAGUGAGAUAUUGCCAAAUGGCUUGCUGCCGAAUGAGACCGCAUCGGUGAUGCGAGUGCUUGACAAGGAGCGAUGGUUAAAGGCCGAGGAAAAGACUGCAGAGCUAAUUGCCUGCAUUCAGCCUAAUCCGCCAUCUGAGGAGCGUCGCCAUGCAGUUGCAGACUAUGUGCAGCGGUUGAUAACGAAGUGCUUCCCUUGCCAGGUGUUCACCUUUGGGUCAGUACCCCUCAAAACUUAUUUACCUGAUGGAGAUAUUGACUUGACAGCAUUCAGUAAGAAUCAAACUCUGAAGGAUGCGUGGGUACGCCAAGUUCGUGACAUGCUGAUAAAUGAGGAAAAGGAUGAAAAUGCAGAGUUUCGUGUCAAAGAGGUUCAGUACAUCCAGGCUGAAGUGAAGAUUAUAAAGUGUCUUGUUGAGAAUAUUGUGGUAGACAUUUCAUUCAACCAGCUUGGAGGGUUGUGCACCCUUUGUUUUCUUGAGGAGGUUGAUAAUUUGAUUAACCAAAACCAUAUAUUCAAGCGUAGCAUUAUACUUAUAAAAGCUUGGUGUUACUAUGAGAGUCGUAUACUUGGUGCCCACCAUGGACUUAUCUCAACUUAUGCACUAGAAACUCUGGUUCUUUACAUAUUUCAUGUUUUCAACAAUUCCUUUGCUGGACCUCUUGAGGUAUUGUAUAGAUUUUUGGAGUUUUUUAGCAAGUUUGAUUGGGAUAAUUUCUGUGUAAGCCUAUGGGGUCCUGUACCCAUUAGUUCACUCCCAGAUGUGUCAGCUGAACCUCCUCGGAAAGAUGGUGGAGAUUUACUGCUCAGCAAAAUAUUUCUUGAUUCCUGCAGCUCAGUUUAUGCCGUUUUCCCUGGUGGCCAAGAAAAUCAGGGGCAAGCAUUUGCUUCCAAGCAUUUCAAUGUUAUUGAUCCUUUACGUGUCAACAAUAACCUUGGGCGUAGUGUCAGCAAAGGAAAUUUCUAUAGAAUACGCAGUGCUUUUUCAUUUGGGGCCAAAAGGCUUGCUAGAUUGCUUGAUUGCCCAAAGGAGGACUUGUUUUUGGAAGUCAAUCAGUUCUUCAUGAACACUUGGGUCAGACAUGGAACUGGGCAGCGACCUGAUGCUCCAAGUAAUGAAUUGUGGCGUUUGAGGUUAUCAAGUCAUGACCAAUUACAGGGGUCUGACAAUAUCCAAAAAAAUAGCAAAAAAAUUGAUGAUACCUAUAGUCAUGAAUUUCAAGUAAAAGGGGUGCAUGCUUCACAAAGUGUUCUAUCUCAGCACUGUAUUUUGUUCUCUGAAAGCUUAUCUAAGAGUAAUGAUGCUUCUACACGAUCACAUUCUUAUGCUUACCAAAAUAAUGCAAGGAAUUAUUAUCAGGUCAAAAGGGAAGUUAAUUGUAAUCAAGGUGCUCAUGUUGAUAAAGGACCGAGAAAUGUUAAACAAAAUAACCCAUUCAAUGAUGUUCCAGGAAGGCUUUUAUUUGCAAGAACAUGUUCUAGUCCUGAGUUGACAGACUCGUAUGGUGAAGUUCCUACUGAUGGAAGAAAUACAAGAGCCCCAGAGGGUAGUAAAGGCCCAACUUCUUCUGCAAAGUUGGAGAAUAGUCACAGGAAGCCUCUUGAUUCUGACAUGCCUGCUACUUAUGGUGUUAGAAUUGACGAUUCAUCCACUAGGCACAUCAUAUCUCGUCAAGUUAAUGAUAGUGCGGAUAAUUCAAACAAUGGCUCAAAUAGUUAUGAUGAUGAUGAAUCAGGCCAUGGUGUCAUGGGUGAAGCAUUUGCAUCUGUUGCUGGAGUAGCUAGAACACAUAUGACGCAUCAAGAGGAGCAGGACCUUUUGAAUAUGAUGACAUCUUCCACAGCUCAAGGUUUCACUGGUCAGGCUCACAUUCCAGUGAAUUUAGCUCCAGGUCACCUACCACUUCCAUUUUCACCUUCGAUUCUUGCAUCAAUGGGAUAUGCUCAGAGAAACUUGGGUAACACUCCCUUGAUUGAGGCUCCUUGGGUUACUAAUAUGCAAUUUCCCCAAGGUUUAGUCUCUUCACCAUAUUUCCCUGGCAUAGGAUUGACUUCAAAUCCUGAAGAUUUAAUUGAAACUGGUAACAAAAAUUUCAACCCUGUUGAAACAAGUUUAGCAGAAGCUGAUAACAAUUUCUGGCAUGAGCAAGAAAGGGCUUCUGCUAAGGGGGUUGAAGUUGAUAAUGGAAAUUUUGAAAUGCUUCCAGAAGAUAAGCAACAGUCAACUUCUGGUGGUUAUAACUUUAUACCACCAUCUCAUGCUGACAGAUCUAGUAAUGCUGCUAGACUUCAGCAGACAUUUACUGAAGAAAACCAAGGUUCAACCAGAGAGGAGCACAUUGGUAGUCCACUGUAUCAAGAUGGCAGAGGAAAUGGUGCUUAUUUUGAUGAUAGAAUAGCAAAUCCUAGAUUUCCCAGUGCACCACCUUCAAAUUCCUUCAGGAAUAAGACAUCUUCUGAAAGCUCUUGGGAGGGAUCGUCAGCUAAAUCUUCAAAAUCAACUAGGGAAAAAAGAGGGAAGAAGAAUAAUACUUCAUCGGUGCCAUCUGCUGUUUACGGAAAGGGCAAUAAUGAUUCAUAUAUCUCAUCUAAUCUAGUGGAUGAUGAAAACAGACGAUGGACUCCUUUGUUAACUACAGCAUCUGAUAUGUCCGAAAGAAGUGCUGGGCCUCUGGCUGUUGCUCCCAUGCCUGUUCCAAGACAGCAAGUAUCAGGUUUUGAAGUGGCUCCAACAAGCGGAUCAGAUUCUGUGUUACCCAUGGCACCGGUGCUUAUAGGUCAUGGUUCUCGCCAAAGAACAGUUGAUACUUCUGGGGUUGUUCCAUUUGCAUUCUAUCCCACAGGACCACCAAUACCAUUUGUUACUAUGCUUCCAUUAUAUGAUGUUCCUACAUCAGCAAGCAUCUUCAAUGCGGAAGAAGAUGCAGAUAACAGUGACUGUCGUCAGAAUUAUGAUCCAUCUGAGGUGUAUGACCAGCCUGAAGUGUUGAGCUCUUCCAGUUCUAUGAGAAGAGCUUCUAUUGACUCGUCAGAGCCCAAACCUGACAUUCUUAAUGGUGACUUUGUUAGCCAUUGGCAAAAUUUGCAGUAUGGGCGAUUUUGUCAAAAUUCAAGCCAUCCUCAUUCAGUUAUCUAUCCUUCUUCUAUUAUGGUGCCUCCUGUUUAUAUGCAGGGUCAUUUUCCAUGGGAUGGUCCUGGAAGACCACAGUCAGCUAAUAUGAAUCUUCUCACUCAGCUCAUGAGCUAUGGGCCACACCUUGUACCUGUUGCUCCUCUCCAUUCAGUUUCUAACAGACCAGCCAAUAUUUACCAACGUUUUGUAGAGGAAAUACCACGGUAUCGAAGUGGAACAGGAACCUACCUGCCAAAUCCUAAGGUUUCUGUUCGGGAUCGACAUUCUACAAGUACCAGAAGAGGUAAUCACAACUAUGACAGAAGUGACCAACAUGGUGACAGAGAAGGGAAUUGGAAUAAUAAUUCGAAGUUGCGAACAAGUGGGCGUAACCAUAACCGCAAUCAAACUGAGAAGUCUAGCUCAAGGCCAGAGAAGUUGGCAACAAGUGAGAGCCACGCUGAAAGACCAUGGGGUUCACAUAGACAUGACUCUUUUGUUUCUCACCACAAUCAGAAUGGUCCUGUCCGGUUAAAUUCCUCACAAAACAGUCCAGCAAAUGUGGCUUAUGGAAUGUACCCUCUACCCGGCGUGCCCUCCAGUGGGAUCUCAUCAAAUGGACCAACAAUUCCACCUGUUGUAAUGUUGUAUCCUUAUGAUCAUACCUCACCAGCGGAACAACUCGAGUUUGGAACUCUGGGACCUAUGGGUUUGCCAGCUGUCAACGAACUAUCACAGCUGAAUGAGGGAAGCCAAUCUGGUGGUGCAUUUGAGGAGCAAAGGUUUAAUGAUGGUACUGCUCAGCAAUCCUCACCAGAUCAACCCUCUUCACCGAGGGGGCUUUGAUUCUAUCACCAGAUCACUGGUCAGGUGGAAAUAUUAACUGAAAGAGGAGGAUUAACUCCCCUUGCUUAUCAAGACAACCAGGCAGGGAAUGUAAGUGGGAAAAACUAUGAUGUGAAACCCGCCUAUGUCAACACAUUCUUUUUCUCACCUCCCUUGAAAGGACAGAACUUUUGGUCUUUACUGAUUCUUUCUCAGGAAUGCCCUGCCUCUUGCUUGUACACUUAAAGGUGAUCAACCCACUUCCGUUACAUUUUUCCAUCCAAGAAUUAAAACUUUAUUUUAGGAUGAGGAACAUUAGUGGCAAAGAUGAUGCAGUAGUCGGUGAUUAGUUUCCAUUCAAGGUUUGGACACAGUUGUAACCCAAUCAAAUCACAAAACUGGCUUAGAUUCAAAGUUCAGAAAUUUCACCAUGUUAACAGUUUUGUCAGCUUCUCCAGUGUAGAUGGUCUGUGGUAGAUAUUUCUUGAACUUUUGAAAAUUGUUAACUGUGUAUCAAUAACAAUAUCAGAAAAUAAUAUUAGAUGUCAUUUUUAUCUGG
Molecule: messenger RNA, 5266 nt
Organism: Cajanus cajan (pigeon pea)
Lineage: Eukaryota; Viridiplantae; Streptophyta; Magnoliopsida; Fabales; Fabaceae
Source: RefSeq, a predicted model, not a curated record